Molecule: messenger RNA, 2764 nt
Organism: Trematomus bernacchii (emerald rockcod)
Lineage: Eukaryota; Metazoa; Chordata; Actinopteri; Perciformes; Nototheniidae
Gene: rsu1
Product: Ras suppressor protein 1
Exons: 9
Coding region: 114-947 (277 amino acids)
Molecular function (GO): protein binding
Source: RefSeq, a predicted model, not a curated record
UGGUGUCUCACAAAUAAACUUCCGGAAGGGUGUCAGCUUCAAGCGUACUCUAUGAGGAAUUAAAAAAAGCUAGUAUACAUUUCUGAUUUCAUUCAUCUUUUACAAACGAAAAGAUGUCCAAGUCUUUGAAGAAGAUAGUGGAGGAGAGUCGGGACAAGAACAUCCCGGAGGUGGAGAUGUGCGACAGAGGCAUUUCCAACAUGUUGGACGUCCCAGGACUGUUCACUCUGUCUAACAUCACUCAGCUGGUCCUCAGCCACAACAAGCUCACAGCGGUGCCCGCCAACAUCUCUGAGCUGAGGAACCUGGAGGUCCUGAACAUGUUCAACAACCAGAUUGAAGAGCUGCCGACUCAGAUCAGCAGUCUGCAGAAGCUCAAACACCUCAACCUCGGCAUGAACCGUCUGAGCGGCCUGCCCAGAGGAUUCGGUUCACUGCCAGCUCUGGAAGUGUUGGACCUCACCUACAACAACCUGAACCAGAGCUCUCUGCCCGGAAACUUCUUCUACCUCACUACUCUCCGUGCCCUCUAUCUGAGUGACAACGAUUUCGAGGCCCUGCCUGCCGACAUCGGGAAGCUGGGCAAGCUGCAAAUAUUGAGUAUGAGGGAUAAUGAUCUGAUCUCGUUGCCCAAGGAGAUCGGGGACCUGGCUCAACUCAAAGAGCUCCACAUCCAGGGCAACAGACUGACUGUCCUGCCCCCUGAGCUUGGUAAUCUGGAUCUGACCGGUCCGAAACAGGUGUUCAAAGCAGAGAAUAAUCCCUGGGUCACUCCCAUCGCAGACCAGUUCCAGCUGGGCGUCUCCCACGUCUUUGAAUAUGUGCGCUCGGAGACCUAUAAGUAUCUCUACGGCAGACACAUGCAGGCUAACCCAGAACCACCGAAGAAGAACAACGAUAAGAGCAAGAAGAUCAGCCGCAAACCUCUGGCCGCCAAGAACAAAUAGAGAGGAAACAAAGAUGGAGUCGAUGCCGGUCAAACUCACUGCAUGUGCCUUUUUCUUCCCUCUUUUUUAAGACAUUUUGUAUUACAUUGAAAUGUAUGGAUUAUGUUUCUGAACGUGUUAAAUAUUGUUUGGACUGUAUUCCACUGUGCCUGAGUAUAUAUAUAUUUUUGUUUUCGGUGCUACUUACUAACAAUGCUCAGACUAGUGAUAACACCAACAGAAUUUAGACUCAAAAGUAAGAAUGUAUUAUAAUCAUCCUAAAAAGGUACUUUAACUUAAAUGAUAAGGACAUACACGGCUGUUAAACUGCUAUGAUACCAAAGGAUAAUAUUCAACUAUUAAGUCCAGCUUUUCGUUUGAAUGAUAAUCAAAAGUAAAAGUAGUCUAAAAACGACAGAUGUCCUCUUGAUGCCGCGGCGUCACUUCACAGCAGCUCGAUGUCCACAUUUCUGCUGACUCGGCAACAUUCACUCCAUUGUUCUAACCCUUUAUUCUCCAGAAGGCGUUCAUUAACCUUGAAUUCAACUUUUUUACCUUCAAUGAAAUAUGAAGCUUUUUAUUUUUUUUAAAGGAAUUUUCUAAUUCUCUUCACACCCGCUACCCCUUGAAGUUCUUCUUCUUCAGCUAACGGUGAGCGGCAGGCUUUAUUUAAAAACGCGUCACAUGAAAAAGUAUAUAUGUUAGCUCUUCUUUAGGUAAUGCCGUUAGCUUCAAAUUCUGCCAGUUUCACACUUCAACCUUUAUUUCACCAAUGAAAACACAUUUCUUUCACAUUACUGCCUUUUCACCAAUGCUGUGCACUUUAUUUUUAGCUUUCAGUAUUCACACACAUUCUCUACAGGAAAUGCAUUUUCUACUAACACAUGUGCGGGUCAUUUAGACGUGGUUACAGUUAUGAUUGUUUUUGAUGUAAAGAUAUGACUGAGAAAAGAGCAGCAAGUUCCGAAUCAAUGCCAGAUGGAAAGACAGCUUAUUGUAUUUGACGAUCUAUUCAAAUAAUUUUGUACUAUUGUCUGUAAGAUUGAAGAAGCAGUCUGACUCAGUGAUACCUGCCAUUAACUGUGUUCAAUCUCUGAGAGCACUGAGGGGCCGAUUCACACAGAAUGGAUUGCGUCCGCAUGAUGAAAACCUCUCGCAGCUGAUUGCAAUUUGCCCUUUUUUGCGUCUGACUGCAAUUAUCAUUAAGAGUAAAUGUUGCCUUUGCACCAAGAACACUGAAGGCAGAACAAGAAUGCCCACGCAUUCUUCAAAACCUAAGUCGAGGAGUUUAAACGCAAACGGAAGAAACCAGAUUCGGGUCUAAUACGAUCACUGGACUCUUUUAAGUGCUCCAGCUUCCGAAACCUCUCUGCAGAUGCUAAUAUUUCACUUUAACUCCGUGAGGCUAUUAGCGGCAUCUUUGUAAAUUGGACUGUUUUCGUAAUUAGGCUCAUUUGCAUAGAAAGAGGUGAGUUUUGCGCCAAAUGAAUGCAUAUCAUCUGAUUUAAAUUGGCUGUGUAAUAAGGGGUGCAUGUCACCGUUUUUGCGGGUGCUUUGAAAGUUACCUGCCGUCUCUUUUUGUACGAUUGAUGCUGCUGAACAAUCCUUUGGUGAAUUGGUCCCUGAGAGUCUCUCUGCCUUCAAUUUCACUUUCUCUUUGUGUUACUUUGAAAGCUUCACCAAGUGUCCGUCACAUUUCAGCCUGUACCGAAGCUGAUUUAUUGUAAUCAUGUUUUAAAGUCAUUGUGCUUCUAUCACAGGCCAAAAAUAUACUGAAAGUACAUCAUGCUCACUGUAUUGAACACUUACAAAAUAUUAUAUUAAACAAUGAAAAUCAA